AUGUUUUCAUUUCUCGAAUAUGUAAUCUUGAUAUGUGUGUUAAUGUUGCUAUUGGGGAACAAUAUACUUGGAGUUCAUGAGAAUAUUGUUAAUUCUUUAGACGGAAAUUUAGAUUUAACUGUUUAUUGUAAAUCUAAAGACGAUGAUCUAGGAGUUCAUCUUUUACAUCACGGUGAAAAUUAUAGUUGGAGUUUUCAACCUAGACGAAUUAUUGGCCACACGCUAUUCUUUUGUGGUUUUACAUGGAAUGGGGAACUCCAUUGGUUUGAUAUUUACAACAAUGAUGAGCUUAGAAUUGGAUGUGAAAAUUGCAACUGGAAUAUAUUCAAAUCUGGACCAUGUAAAACUGAAAAAGAUGGACGAUCUACUUGCUUUCGAUGGAAUAAGUAG
Molecule: messenger RNA, 390 nt
Organism: Vicia faba (fava bean)
Lineage: Eukaryota; Viridiplantae; Streptophyta; Magnoliopsida; Fabales; Fabaceae
Source: the annotation of a GenBank genome assembly